Molecule: messenger RNA, 1621 nt
Organism: Cuscuta campestris
Lineage: Eukaryota; Viridiplantae; Streptophyta; Magnoliopsida; Solanales; Convolvulaceae
Source: the annotation of a GenBank genome assembly
AGUUAAUGAGGAAAGAGAGUGAGGUAGGAAAGUGAUGCGUAUUCCCAAUCAUCAUCCACGUUGGAUGGUAAUCGGCAAUUAACUUGAAAACAGGCGGGGGAGGAAUAGGUGGUGGAGGCGACGAUUUGUAUGUGCAACAGCGUGUUUUUUCAACAUGGAAAGGCCUAUAUUCAGGUUUCCCAAAGACACCAAGGAUAGUGCACCGAAGAAUAUUCCUCCAGGGGAUCACUCGUUCAAGUUGGAUGACGUUCAACUUGCACUUCAGGCUGAUGACAAGAAGAAAUUACUCGAUAUCAUCAAUAGGGGGAUUGGCGACAUAUCUAGUUCCGUGUUGACUAAGCUUAGAUAUGGUUUAUAUCUGUUUGAUGCGGAAAAAUGUGCAAAAGCAAUUUUGGAUGGAAAAGCCAAAAGAGUGACUUACUAUCAAGCUUUUUGUUUUGAUGGGUUAUAUGAGCUUCAUAAUGCUGCAAGAUAUCAGUCGCUCAAAGUCAUGAUGUUGUUACUUAAGCAUGACAAAGAUGGAUCCAAGGCCAAUGCUAGAUGCCUUGCUAGGAUGGGUUUAUGUGAAGGGGUGUUGCUUCCCCUCCACAUUGCAAUUGCAGUUACUGCGAACCAACCCAUCUUUGCCGAUUGGGAAGAUAAAAAUGGCCUCAGUGACGCCUUUAAGCUUAUCUGUAGACUCUGUGCUCCAAUUAUGAGGCACCGAUUGGAGAUUGUGAGAAUGCUUGCCCAAAAGACAAAAGGGAUCGAAAAAGAAGCUUAUAUCUAUGCAAUGGAAGGAAAAGUUGUUGAAUUUGUUAUUUUGUUGAUGGUAGCCUCUGAAAAAGUAUUGAUAACACCAUUGUCUCUAGAAAAUAAAAAUGAUAUGGGCAGAACAUUAACAGAGACUGUCCUCUCUUUGAUUUCGAAUGUGGUUGCAUCCCUGGUUCUACUCCAGCAAAAUGUAAGUUCUGAUGAUGAUACCGCAAUUGAGAUACAAAAGUGCAUGGAGAAGAAGGCUAAGUUGGAGCAAAUAUUAGUAUUUAUUCGAAUAUUUGAGACAAUAGGUAACAGACUUUGUGAGUAUCUUCAGUUGGAACAGUCGAAACCCUCUUUUGUGGAGGUUACUCAACAUGUGGGUCGCAUCUUUGAGGAAGGAGGAAUUCAUUCCCGGCCUGAUGUGGUAGAAGAGGAUCCAAUGAAAAAGAAGUAUUGUUGGCAUGGAUUUUUUUUCCCACAGAGAAAGCUUCAUGGGGAUUUUGUGCGUAACGCUCUUAUGACCCGACCAUUCCUUCUUGAUCGUCAGAAGUGCGAAGCAAGCUUGUGUUCCAUACGUGGCCUAUCGUUUGCAACUGCUGUCAGGGACGUGCGUCCUAUUAAGCCUGCUGUGAUGCAUGCAAAGAAGUGCGUGCCUCAAGUGUGUGAUCACAAGUUUGCCAAACUCUUUUGGGGAACUCUGUCAAGGGCAUUAAAGCAUGCUUGAUUAGGCCAUAUUUAAACUGUGAUGCGUUUUUUGUAACAUUAGAGACUGUUCAUCUUUCUUCCUGCCUCUGCUUAUUUCAUAUGCUCAUCAUGUGUGACAUAAAUGAUUUAUAUUGUUUUUGUAAUAGCAUUUUAACGCGAGCAUGCAUUGGUAAAUUUG